This is a messenger RNA of Lathyrus sativus (Indian pea), 1371 nucleotides long. NCBI's taxonomy places the organism in Eukaryota, Viridiplantae, Streptophyta, Magnoliopsida, Fabales, Fabaceae. The record is from the annotation of a GenBank genome assembly.
AUGGGACAAGGGCAAUCGAAAAGCGAGUUGCUCUACCAGCAAGUCAGUUAUGGGAAUUCCGAUGGAAUCAAAGCCCUUCACCGAGAAGGUGCAGGCCUUGAGUAUAUAGAUAGAGAAGGAAAAACACCCUUGAUUGUUGCUUGUAUGAAUCCUGAACUUUACAAUAUUGCUAAAACGUUGAUUGAACUUGGAGCCAAUGUCAAUGCAUACCGUCCCGGACGUCAUGCUGGGACUCCGUUGCAUCAUGCAGCUAAAAGGGGCCUUGAAAGUAUUGUUAAGUUACUUCUUUUGCAUGGAGCCAAUCCUUUGGUGUUGAAUGAUGAUUGUCAAACUCCUCUUGAGGUUGCUAGGGCUAAAGGAAAUAGCAAUGUUGUUCGUGCAAUGGAGAGUCAUUUAUGCUUGUUCUCUGGUUGGUUGCGGGAGUUUCAUGGACCUGGGUUUCUAGAAGUAGUAGCUCCUAAUUUGGUAUCAAGGAAAGUUUGGGUGGUAGUUUUACCAGUAGGCUCACGCGGUCUCACCAUGCCUUACAAGUUGGAGCUUGCAGUAUAUUCCACUUUGCAGGAUGCAAAACCCCGCACAAUUGUUCCUCUGUGGAAGGCCAAUUUAGAAGAACCAAGGCUUCGUCAGUCUGAUCUCUCAGUGUCAAUUACUGAUAAGACAACCAAAACACGUCAUAAAUUUGGACCUGCAAAUGAGAAUGACAAACAACAACUUACAUGGUUUUCUAAUGCUUGCAAAGGAAUUCCACAGGUAAGUCCAGCAUUUUUGAAUAAUAAUAUGGUUACCGUUCCACCAACAGCACCACCUUCCGCUGAAGACCCAGAGUUGGCUAUGGCUAUCCAUGCAUCUAUUCAGCAUGCUAUCCAGGAGAGGCCAAGCUUUCCUGAUGCAAGUUCUUCCAUCAGUGGAUCGAAUGCAGUACAAGGUUUUCUCGGUACACCAAAUCCAAAUCCAAAUGCUAAUGAGUUUGUACAUGAACCUGUUUCAGUUGACAAUACUCAACAUGUCCAAAGCGAUGGCAAUGUCUCUGCUGGGCACACUGCCAGUGGUCUCGAUGUCAAUCCAUCAGCUCCUCCAUUUGCUGACGAGGUUCCAUUUGAUGGCCCGAUUCACUAUCCAUCAAUUGAUUUGAGCCCUGUUAAUGUAUCAGCUUCAGUAGUUGGGAACCUCCCUAACGAAGAAGGAAUGACUGUUGGAGGAAGUGGUUCAACGUGCGUGAUUUGUUUAGAUGCUCCAGCAGAAGGGGCAUGCAUACCUUGUGGCCAUGUUGCUGGAUGCAUGUCUUGUUUGAAUGAAGUUAAAACCAAGAAAUGGGGUUGCCCUGUUUGUCGGUCUAAGAUAGACCAGAUCAUAAAGCUAUAUCAUGUUUGA